AUGUAUGUUCAGCUCAGUGGCGACGCGAGAGCCGUGCGGUCGCUGCGGGAAGCUCAUGACUCACUGUUGGACGCCGCCGCCCUGGUGGACCAGGCGUACGGGGUGCCCCUCCUAGGAAGCCUCGCCGCCAACUUCGUUCACUUCAUCUCGGCCCUGAACCUCAUGCUGGCCGUCAAACUGCGUUACCAAGUGAUAUCUCAUGGCCAUGCGGAUUUCCUGAUUCUGAUAAGCAGCUGCUGGGCGCUGCUUCAUGUGAUUUGUGUGUUGGCUGUGACAGGGGUGUCCAGCGCUGCAGCUGCCGAGACUCGCCAAAUUCCUCGACUCGUACACAAGGCACUGCUUCCAAUCACAGACGUCGGCACCAGCGACGCACAGCUGCGUGAGCAGCUGCAGCUGUUCUCGCAGCAGGUGAUGCACCAGCGCCUGUGCUUCACAGCAUGUGGUUUCUUCACAAUCGAUCUGACGAUAGUGCUCUCCAUGGUUGGGGCUGUCACUACUUAUCUUGUAAUUUACUUACAGUUCAGUGCUACUCACUAG
Messenger RNA from Schistocerca piceifrons (Central American locust), 537 nucleotides. Its product is annotated as putative gustatory receptor 28b. The transcript has 2 exons. Gene Ontology annotation, biological process: sensory perception of taste. Gene Ontology annotation, cellular component: neuronal cell body; membrane; dendrite. The record is from RefSeq and is a predicted model, not a curated record. Lineage: Eukaryota; Metazoa; Arthropoda; Insecta; Orthoptera; Acrididae. Bases 1 to 537 code for a protein of 178 amino acids.